CUUUGCUUCAUUAUUCACAUACUUUGUUCUUCAAUUGAACUUUCGCAAUAUGUCUGAAGAGAAGAGUAAGGGUAUAUCCCUUCGAACCAAAAGGAAAGGUCGUCCCGCUAUAAGUGCGCCCAAGCAGAUAUCUGGGCCAAUACAGCAGCCGGUUGGCGACGUGCCUCGAAGUGGAGGUCGCUCUUUUGAUGCACCACCUCCUACGAGGCCACAAGCUGGAGGCAAAACCUCUGACCUGGUGAAACGACGAUAUUCCACUCGAUUCAACAAUCUUCCCUCAGACUUCGACGCUACAGCACCUCCAGUACCCUCUGUUCCGUCGCUACCUAAUCAGUAUGCACAGGCAAGCGAUCGUGGUCGAGGACCUUCUCCCGGCAGAGGGCAAGGACUGAAUGUGGACGUCAAGGCAUUACGAGAUCCAAAUCUACGACCAGAACAAUAUAUCGCAGGUCUUCUAAGUGAUGCUUCAGAACAGGAUAUCGACGAUUACCAACAAGCUCUGAAGAAGCUGCGGAAUCGUGCUUCUACCGACCUUCAACAAAACGUGUAUCAAAAUCGAACCCAAUUCAUCAAGAUAAGUAAGGAGGCCGAGAAACUUAAAGGGGAGAUGCGAGCUCUGAGGAACUUGAUGUCAGAGCUCAAGACCAACACCACAGCGCUCAGAACAACAUCAUCUCAAGGCCCUAGCGUUACAGAUGGCUUUGACCAAGGAUUUCCAACAACCCUGAGUAAAAGGGAUAAACGAAGCUCUGUAGCUGAUCGUACGGCCAUGUGGAAUUCUCAGCUACAAGCAUUGUGGAAAUCAGUUGAGGGCUCUCAAAAGUUUCUACCAGCUCUUCCUGGACGUCACGUAGUCCAGAACGCUGGGUUGUGGAUUGAGCUAGACAAUGCAACAUGGAAAUCGAGAAGAGCAAUGCAAAUUAUUCUACUGAAUGACCACCUCCUCGUGGCGUCUCGAAAGAAGCGAAAAGUAGAAGGCAACGGAGGGGAUCCACGACAGGCACCUUCAAAGCUAGUAGCGGAUCGAUGCUGGCCAAUUUUGGACAUCGAAAUGGUCGACCUGGCUGGGACGAGUGAGUCUACAAGCUCUAGGAAUAAGGUAGCCGACGCCAUCAUGAUCCGCGGUGUUGGCCAAGAAUCAUUCACCUACCGAACAGAGAAGCCCGAUGACAACGAGAAAGCGUCCCUGAUGAUGAAUUUCAGGAAAGCAGUAGAACAGCUAAGAAAAGGUCUACGAUCUGAGAUGGAGUCGAGCAACAAAGCCAAGGAGACAAUCAAUUAUUUUGCGUCGCGAGAUCCAGGUCUACUGAAGAAGACCGAUCUACUUGAAACCUUGUCGGAUAUCAAAGAUAUGCUCAUUGAAGUCGAUGGCAAACAACAAAAUCUUCGAUGGGUAGAAAGCCAGGUCGACGAACUUGAUAUUGAGAUUGCGCUUCAGCGCUUUGAUGUUGCUGUACAGCGGGUGGAGAAGCUGAAUGCUCUGGGGAAAAGUCUGAAAAGCAAUGUGGUUGCACAAGACUUCAUCAGUUUCAAAGCCGAUGAAAGGGCAACAAAACUUGCUGGACUGAUUACUCGAGAAUUGGUCGACACCCACAACGAACCGAAGAAGACCAGGCGGAAUGUUAAUUGGCUUGCUCGACUUGGAUUUGAGGACCGAGCAAGAGAAGCAUAUCUGGAGGCACGUGGCAACAUUAUCCACAAGAGAUCAAGGCAAUGCAUUUUUGAGGGCAAUCUGCACCAGUAUAUCUGGGAGCUGUCAUUCGUGUACUUCACCAUCAUCAAGAAUACCGUUUCGACAUUCCAGACCUGUUUCCCGCCCUUGCUCAUGAGUGCUUGCGUCAAAUGGGCCAAAGAACAAGUCGAUACUUUCAAUAUUAUCCUUGCUAGACAAUUAAGUAGUACGGAGCGAAAUGGCCCGGUAUGGACGGAAUGUAUGAAUCAAGCAAAAGAACAUGCCAAAAUGCUGUCCGAGGUUGGCCUGGAUUUCAAGAGUCUCAUAGGACAUGAGAUAUCGGAAAAGGAGCAGAGUGGUCCAGUCGGUUUGGGUCUCAUACGCGAUAGAUUAAUUCUCGUUGAACGUUUGUUACCUCCAGAUUCUUCAUCACGACCACGCGACAACCUUGUUCCCCGCGAAACUCGUCCAGCCUGCGUCAUCAUGGAUACAAAUAUGGAGGAUGUUGGCAGGGCGCCAGAACCUUCAAAGUUGUCUCCUGCAACAGAACCUGCCUCGAUACCCACACUGGACGGCUGGAUCGAGAGCUUGAUGAGCUGCAAGCAACUGGCCGAGGUCGACGUGCAACGGCUUUGCGAGAAGGCACGAGAGGUCUUGCAGGACGAGUCGAACGUGCAACCUGUGAAAUGCCCGGUAACGGUAUGCGGAGAUAUUCACGGCCAGUUUCACGACUUGAUGGAGCUGUUUAGAAUCGGUGGACCCAACCCAGAUACCAACUAUCUAUUCAUGGGUGACUACGUUGAUCGAGGUUAUUAUUCUGUCGAAACUGUCACCCUCCUCGUUGCCCUCAAGAUCCGAUACCCUCAACGAAUCACAAUCCUACGUGGAAACCACGAGUCCCGUCAAAUCACGCAAGUUUAUGGCUUCUACGACGAGUGCCUCCGCAAGUAUGGCAAUGCCAACGUAUGGAAGUACUUCACAGACCUCUUCGACUACCUCCCCCUUACUGCCCUCAUUGAUAAUCAAAUCUUCUGUCUUCACGGAGGUCUUUCCCCAAGUAUCGAUACUCUUGACAAUAUCAGAGCUCUUGAUCGCAUACAAGAAGUGCCACAUGAAGGGCCUAUGUGUGACUUGCUCUGGUCGGAUCCUGAUGACAGAUGUGGAUGGGGAAUAUCACCAAGAGGAGCGGGUUAUACGUUCGGUCAGGACAUCUCGGAAGCCUUCAACCACAACAAUGGUCUGACGUUGGUUGCGAGAGCACAUCAACUGGUUAUGGAGGGUUACAACUGGUCUCAAGACAGGAACGUGGUCACCAUCUUCUCGGCACCCAAUUACUGCUACAGAUGUGGUAACCAGGCUGCAAUCAUGGAAAUUGAUGAACACCUGAAAUAUACCUUCUUACAAUUCGACCCCUGCCCAAGAGCAGGUGAGCCUAUGGUUUCACGACGAACUCCGGACUACUUCCUCUAGAUGAAAAUCGAGAAGAAUUUAAUUCCCCAUUUGCCGUACCAAAAAGGUGCCACAGAAGCGAUGACAAUUCUGUUCAUGUAUACGAUCUCAUGCGGCCUUCUCUCGGCAGGGACACCUUGCUUGGGAGCCAGCGAUGCGCUCAUCCGAGUCUUCAGCGAGACUUUUGUAGACUUGCAUUAGACUUUUCAAUGAAUGCAAAAGUACUUGAGAUAGUGCC
This is a messenger RNA of Mollisia scopiformis, 3359 nucleotides long. Its product is annotated as serine/threonine-protein phosphatase pp2a catalytic subunit. The coding region runs from base 50 to 3142 and encodes 1030 amino acids. Lineage: Eukaryota; Fungi; Ascomycota; Leotiomycetes; Helotiales; Mollisiaceae. Gene Ontology annotation, molecular function: protein serine/threonine phosphatase activity. Gene Ontology annotation, cellular component: cytosol. The transcript has 11 exons. Gene Ontology annotation, biological process: mitotic cell cycle; peptidyl-serine dephosphorylation. The record is from RefSeq and is a predicted model, not a curated record.